Drosophila persimilis is the source of this 687-nucleotide messenger RNA. Its product is annotated as basic proline-rich protein. NCBI's taxonomy places the organism in Eukaryota, Metazoa, Arthropoda, Insecta, Diptera, Drosophilidae. The coding region runs from base 1 to 687 and encodes 228 amino acids. The transcript is spliced from 2 exons. The record is from RefSeq and is a predicted model, not a curated record.
AUGCGCAUCAAGCUGGCUCUAUGCCUCUGCCUGGCGCUCUGCGGAGCACUGGGCCUGGCUCAGGACGAGCCUGUCGUCGAAAAGGAGGAGCUGGAGAACAGCGCAGAGCUGAGCAGCAUCGAGGAGAACGACGCCGAGCAUGACUCGUCCCUGUGGAGGAAGCUGUUCGGCACCGGCGACAUCGGCAGCAGUGGCAACUUGGUUAUCACCUUCCCAAGCAGCAGCACCACCACUACUAAGAAGCCCAAGACCACGACAAAGAAGCCGCACGAUUCAUAUCCCAAGUACCCUCCCUACUACCCUCCGUACUAUCCUCCGUACUAUCCACCACCUCCUUAUCACGGGUACCAUCCUCAUCCCGGCCCUGGAGGCCCCGGCGGACACGGCGGACACGGGCCUGGCGGCCCUGGAGGCCCUGGAGGCCCCGGAGGUCACGGGCCUGGCGGCCCUGGCCAUCAUCACACAACAACAACAACUACCACAACAACUACAACGAAGAAGCCUGAUCAUCCUCACCAUCCGCAUUAUCCAUAUCCACCACCGCACUACUAUCCUCCUUACCCGUACUACCCACCCCCACCACCACCUCCACCACGCCCACCACCAAGCCAAGACUCUGACGAGAGCACCGAAGCCCCUGCGAAGCUCUGCAAGAAGGUCAUUCCCUUCGGCAUCCUGUGCUUCUAA